AUGUCUGAUAGUUCUGUGUGGAUCAUUGGUGAAAGUGGAUUUAUCUAUGAGAGGUUUUGGAAUGGACUUGAAUGGGUGAUUGCUCCUCAUGAUUUACCUAUAUCACAAGGACGUGCCGUUGCAGUUUUUAUCAUUUCUCAGAAAUUUUUUGCUCUAUCUGAAUUAGGAAAUUUGUAUCAGAUGCAUGUGCAGCUUGGUGAAGCCUCGCAGCCAGUUUGGAUUGAAUUCAGUCAUACACUCGACCAAAUCUCGGAUACUGAUUCGAUAUUCAUAAAAUCCGGUGCGGUGUCAGAUGAUAGGAAGAGAGGUUAUUUCUGUACAAAGAAAGGAACAUUGAUAGAGCUAGCAGAGGUUGAGCCUCCAAGAUGGAUAAAUCAUGGUCAACCAAGUGGAGCAAAUGUUGCAGCAAUAGCGGAGGUUGCUUCUUCACGAGAAGUAGUUUACACGAUAAGUUCUGCUGGAGAUCUUUAUGAAUAUAACAGUAAAUCAAAACCGUCAUGGAAGAAGCACAUAUGGCAAGAAAAAAAGGCACAAGUUUCAUCAUUGAUACCAUCUAAGGGGUGCAUACAUGGAUUAAUUGGCGAUCAUUCUGAAUCACUGUUUCUUUUAACCAAGGAAGGAACUUUAGUGGAGAGAAGAUUACAUCAAAGGAAGUGGAAAUGGAUAGUUCAUGGAAAUCCACCACAUCAAAAUUUGACAUCUAUUACACCAUCUUUGAGAGAUGAAUCUAGUGAAACUUCCAUUUCUUUAUUCUUCACUACUUCUGUUGGAUCUGUUUUUGAGUAUCAAAUUCCAAAACAAUUAGGCACUUCUCCAAAUAAUCAAUUUCCAGGAGGAGAAUGGAUAAGUCAUCAGCACCCGUUACAUGCAAAAGCGGCAAGAGGUAAAUCAGGCUUACCAUUACAAGUUGGAAGGAUAGUCUUUGCACUAGAUGAUGGUAGAAUUGCAGAAUUACAUCAAGCAGGACUAGGUGGUGAGAGUGCAGGACCAUCAAUGCCACAAAACUUUAGAAGAAAAACAACAUCAACCAAAUAUGUUUGGUCGAUAUUAGAUGCACCAGAGAGUGAAGGAUGGAAUGCAGAAUAUUGCACAGAAGAGCGCGGACCGCGGAAUUGUAUGACAGGUAUAAAAGAUGAGUCAAAAGACUCCGGAAUCACAAGUUCAGUAACAGGUAGGAGAAAACAAAGCCAAGAACAUCAUUAUUACUUAUCUCUAGGAACAGGAAAUGAACUGGUUAGUUCUUUAGAAGAAUACCAAUACAAUCUUCCCGAUGAUUGGGUUAGUAGUAAUUUUCGCCUACGGUUGAUGUAUGAAGGCAAGUCAUUUUUCUUAGUAACAAGUGAUGGUUUGAUUUUUGAACAUGUUUGUAUUGAAAGUGUUUGGAUAUGGCUGAAACAUGAUAGCUCUACCGAAAUGAAUGGUAUAGUAGGGAACUAUAAUGGAAGUUUAUUCAUGGUUGAUACUUUUGGGAGUGUGCUUCUUAGAGAAUGGAGUGGAAAUGAAAUAGAAUGGAAGAAUUGCAGUGAUAUGAGGAGAGGAAAAAAUAUUGUUGUUGGAGGUCAACCAUGGGAUAGAUUACCAGGUAUAGCAAGGAGGGUUACUGCGGAAGAUUCGCUCUUCUUUGUGAGCAAAACUGGAAGAUUGAUGCAGUUCACGGUUUACAUGAGGAAAUUCAAAUGGAAGGACUGCAAAAAUCCUCCAAAUGUCAAAGUUGCAAACAUAGUUGAUCAGGAGUUGUUCAGAGAGAACAUAAUCUUCGUCACCGGAAGAAACGGACGUCUAUACCAAUACAACAAAGUGAGUGAUUUAUGGCAUGAACAUUACCAAUCUCAGCAUUUGGUUCUAUCAAAUUUUCCUGGAACAAUUAUAAGACCAAUGUCAAAAUCACUCACAGGCUCCAUCUUCAUGCUUUCAAAAGACGGUGGCCUAGUUGAAUACAACUGGAAUACAUGGCAUGAAUGGAACUGGAUAGAACACGGAACACCUUAUAAAGGUGUAACACUUGUUGGCUCACCUGGUCCUAGCUUUGAAGGGAAUCAAUUACUUUUGAUUGGUUCAGAUGGAAGAGUAUACCUUAGAUAUAUGGAGAAAAAUGCAUGGAAGUGGAAGGAUUGUGGUUUUCCUACUUUAGGAGAUAAAACUAUGGAAGCAGAAGAUAGAGAAGAAGAAUUCAAUGAUGAAGAUACUAAAAAAGAACAGGAGAAUCUUGGUGACUUAUCAUUCUUGAAUUGUGAUCCUAAGGUGAGAUCUACAAGACCAAUUCCAUUUUCAGCUGAUUCUGCCAUAUUUGAACUUAGAGAUGGCAGGUUGGCAGAGAUAAAAGUUGGAGAGGGGAAAGAAUGGGUUUGGUCAAGGAUCAUUGGUACUCCAAAUAGUUUAUGCAUACAAAAUUAUUGGAUUACAGUGGCAUCAUCACCAUCAUGA
Messenger RNA from Lathyrus sativus (Indian pea), 2424 nucleotides. Lineage: Eukaryota; Viridiplantae; Streptophyta; Magnoliopsida; Fabales; Fabaceae. The record is from the annotation of a GenBank genome assembly.